AUGGCGACACCCUCACUGCCCUGCGCGAACUGCGACCCAGAUGGCCUCGGUUGCCAGAACGCAGGCAAAUCCGGCUGCGCCAACUGCCGUCUGGUCUUCUACUGCAGUUCCGAAUGCCAAAAGGCUCACUGGCCCGUUCACAAAGGUCACUGCAAAUCCCCCAUGAACAGCGAAGAUUGGAAGCCUGAGUGGGUUCGGCAGAAAAGAACUCCUGGCUUCGUGGCGGACAUCGAAGUUCCAAUGAGUUCUUCCUUUGGGGGAGACAGUUGGCUCUGGGGCGGCGUUCCGGCCCUUGACGUUCUCAAACUUGAGGCGAACGAAGGGGAGUCCUACAAAGGGAAACUUUCCCUUCUCUUUGCCGCCUCGGGCGAUAUGCGAAAUGUCGUCAAGACCAUCGCUCAACUUCCCCCCGGGUGGGAUCAGCCCGUCGACAUCGUCAUGAAUGACAUCGACCUCGCCGUUAUCGCGCGAAAUGCAAUCCUUCUUCUCAUUGCACUUACGGCCGAUCACGAAAAUGAAGCAACCGACUGCAUCAUCCAUAUUUGGUACUCAAGCCUUAUCCGCGAGUCUGACCGCGCCAUCCUCGAACAGCGCGUCCGUCCGCUCAUUCAGACCGUCUGCGACAAGAUCAAGGACAAGCCUGCCAAUCGCAUCUUGGGCAAGACUUGGACUUUCGGAAAGCGUUCGCUUCGACUUGUUCUCACCAAGGCGGCUUGGGAUAAGUUCUUGUCCUACACGACUGUCCCCGAGGGCUUGACCGUCGAGCGAGCGAACGAGAUUCGCAAGGCUGUGACGCUCGCAGAGUCCCACUUUGACUUCCUCGAGCGUCACUAUCUGUUCGCGAUUCCAUCUCAUCGCGUCCCCAUGCACCGGUUUCGCGAGGACGGAAUCCUUCAGCCUUUUGGAGCUCAACGCAGCGAGUUUUGCAUCCCGAACCCAACGUUGUUCCAGGCUCCAUUCGACUGGCCAAUCCCGGGCGGUUCGGAUCCAUGCGAUGGGUGGUCUCCGAAAGACCUUGAGGAGACUGACAAUGGACCGGCGACUUCCGACAUCGAUGGCAAACUCUUCACCCAUCUUCGCUCGAUGCUCAAGUCCUUCACGUCGCGUAUUGCGAGCACCACCAUCAGCUUUCAGCUGCUCAAUAUCGAAGCUACUAAGCUCAUUGAUCACCUUAAUGAGGGGUCGUUUGAUCUUUCCAACAUCUCAGACUCUGUCCAUUUGGGGCCCCAUCUCACAGCCCUAGCCAUGUUGCCUUUGCUUCGAUCAUUGUCCGGCAAUCCUCACGCAACCCUCAUCACACGAUUCGAGGUCGCUAUCGGCAACGCCAUGACAAAGGAAGAUUAUCGAGUCGGAACUCGGGACGAAAGGGCUCAGAAUGAAACAAUGGCGAUUCUCUCAGACUAUAUUCCAAUGCGUCGUCCGCCUACUUGCACAUGGGAUGUAGAGAUCAUCAAAUGGGACCAUGCUUCAGAGUUGAUUCGCACCUAUGACCAUAUCUAUGACAGGAUCGCCCACGAUCUCGAGUUUCACAAGUUUCCGGAGUAUCUCAAGGUCGGGAUCAAGGACCAAAGCACCAUCAUUGAGAAGUGGCCUUUCAGACUCAAGCUCAAGUUUGGUCAGCAAGGUGCACAGCAGGAGUUUGAUCGUGUGAUGGGGCAGGCCAUAACUGCAAAGGCGUUCUACUUGGAGUUCAAGAGGGUCUAG
This is a messenger RNA of Fusarium tjaetaba, 1704 nucleotides long. RefSeq lists its product as uncharacterized. The transcript has 6 exons. Bases 1 to 1704 code for a protein of 567 amino acids. NCBI's taxonomy places the organism in Eukaryota, Fungi, Ascomycota, Sordariomycetes, Hypocreales, Nectriaceae. The record is from RefSeq and is a predicted model, not a curated record.